AUGACCCUCGAGGCUAACCUGGAUGGACCUGGCCAACGGGCACUCCCAACAUCCGAGCCACAUGGAAGCAACUCGUCUUUCCGGCGCAUUGUCUGGGAGCGGGGGUGCUGUUUACGCCUGAGAGUCCACACCGAACAUUGUUGCCUCUCCAAAGGCAACCUGUGUCAAGGCCACCGAUCGAGCCUGCCUGACAUCAUCAUCUCAACGGCGACAUGCAAGCGGCGCCAUCCAGUCUGGAGAGGAGUUGAGUUUCUCGGCUUGAUAUAUUCCCAGAGCUCGGAAAGCGAGGAGCAUCUCGAACGCGGCCCGCACUCGCGACUUGGUCUGCGGUCCCUGGAGAAGCUGCAUGGCUCUCGCAUAAGAAUGCUACUCGCAAUAUUUAUAAGUGUGGCCGCCGGGUUUUGCAUUGGAUCAGGCCAUUUCUUUGAACAAGAUCUGAACAAUGAAGACCAAAAGAUGUGUAUGGAGCCACAGGAACUAUCGAUACAUUACAGAGUGCAUCAAGGGAACGAAUACCAAGACAAGCUUCCUGUGGACACUCCGAUCACGUACCGCUGUGGCAUAGGAUAUCUUCCUAGAGAUAUCAAAACUUGGAAUGCUACUUGCCGGAUGAAUAGCAACGGGUCACUGUACUGGGAGAUCGAGAAGUAUGACUGCAGACUGGUGUCAUGCGGUCACCCAGGAGACAUCCGCUGGGGUCGCCUUCUGGACGCGGUCUUCGUGUUCUCGAAGGAAGUGCGGUACGAGUGCAACAAAGGCUACAGGAUGAUCGGAAAUGCCCAACUGUACUGUCAAACUGACGGCACCUGGAGUGGUGUGAAGCCUGAGUGUCAAAUCGUGGAUUGUGGACCUCUUGAAGGAAUCCCCAACGGCACUGUUACACUACACAGCACUCAAUACGGCUCCACGGCUGAGUUUACAUGCGACUAUGGCUUCAAAAUUAUAGGUACGAGCGCACGUACCUGUGAAGCUGAUGGGCAGUGGACUGAUGAAUAUCCACAUUGUGAAGAGAUCUUGUGUCCGCCGCCGGAACUUCCCGAAGUUAACGGCACUACCAGCCUGGGAGUCAACCUCGGAACUCAGCGUAGUGGCACACGAUUUGAAUACAUCUGCCCACCAAAUACUUUACUCGUUGGAUCAUCUAUAAACGUCUGUCAAGAGACUGGUUCCUGGCUCUUCGACCGACCGAUAUGCACUCCAAACUGCGUCGUACCAGUUGAUCAGAGUGCUGCUGUCCUACACCAGACUCACUGGUGGCAUCACCACAAGGUUGAAGUGCAGCCUGGAACAAGAGUGACUCAAUUUGAGGAAAGGUUUUUCGUUCAGUGCAAAGCAGGGUAUGAGCUCCUUCACGGCAUUGACAACCCACAUCAGAAGCCACUCCGCUGUCAGGGGGGCUUAUGGGACCCCCCGGGCCCUUGGUGCAAAGAACAGCCUUGCAGGAACGUUCACGUACCGGGUGGCAAGCCAGAAGUCAUGAAUAUGAUGCCUAACGACGUGCUGAAUGUCACCUGCAAGCCGUACCAUGAGCUUCAGAUAAAACAGAACGGUCAAAUGCCCGUGUGCAGAUUUGGAAGGAUUAAUGGCGACGUGCCUAUUUGCAAACCAGUAAACUGCGUCGUACAAGCUGACCACAGUGCUGCUGUCAUACGCCAGACCGACUCAUCAGGCUACAACCAGGUUGAACUGCAGCCUGGAAGUCAAGUGGCUCAUUCUGAAAGAAUAUUUGUUGAGUGCAAAAGUGGGUAUGAGUUCAUAGACGGCGUCGGCAACUCACUUCAUAGGCCACUCCGCUGUCAGGGUGGCGUAUGGCAACCUACGGGUCCUUGGUGCACAGAACAGCCGUGCAAGAACAUUCGUGUACCAGGUGGUGAGCCAGAAUUCUUGUAUCUGCUUCCUAAUGAUGUGCUCAAUGUCACCUGCAAACCCUACCAUACGCUGCAGAAGAAGAAGAAUGGUCGAACGCCAGUGUGCAGAUUCGGAAGAAUUCCUGGCGAUGUGCCUACUUGCAAACCAGUUGAUCGACAUGGACCACCAGUGACUUGCACUCUCCCUGUCAGACAAGAGCGCUUCAAGGCCCACCAUAAAUAUGUCCGCAUACUACCCCAACAAAUCGUCCCUAAUGGAACAGAGCUGGUAUUUCAUUGUGAACCUAUCGGUGUAACGAUUCUACGAGGGUCAAAUACUUCCCUAUGCCUUAAUGGCAAAUGGAUACCAGAAGUGCCUUCCUGCUACGGUAAAGAAUGGAAAGAGUGGGAUGAUAUCAACAUAUACAUCUAUGCUCAAACAUACAUUGUCCCCGGCGGAGAAGUGUACGUGGAACCAAAUACAGAAGUAACAGUGGACUGUUUGAGUUCUACGCCGGUACACUUUGUCUCUGAAACAAAUAUACAAUUGGAGCACCUAAAAUUGCCUGCCAGGCAAUACGGUCAGAGAGCGAAAUUCCCACUUGUCUAUGGUCAACGGGCAGAUAUUGCUUGUAAAAAUGUAAAGAACGCCUCGAAGAAAAUCAGGUUGCUGGGUCACGAUCUUUACAGGUGCCCUGAAAUCACGGAAACGCCCUAUCUGAACGUGAUGCGAAAAAACAGGGAAGUGGCUCAUAUCAGUUGUCGGCAUGGGUAUCGCCUACAAGGAAAACCAAGAAUUCACUGUCUCGGCCAGGGUGUGUGGAGCGAUCCCGUUCCUACCUGUGUGCCCCCCAUCGGAUCCCCAAAAACUCAUCCAAUCGGACCCGGGAAUCACAGUCUGGUUAACAAGACUAUGUCGACGCCCGUUGUACAGGGUUCUGAAUCCACUGCUGCGGACCCUCUGCGUCACAGCGAACAAGGCAUGGCAGCCAAACCUGUCCAAACAACUAACAAACACUUUGUGGAAGAAUCAGCCGCACAAGCUUUCAACAGAAAUAAAGAGCCAGAUACAAAAUCACAUCAUGGACAUAACACACGAUAUGCGUCUGUAAGCCCUGCAGAGUAUUCUUCUGAAUCCACUGAAAGUCAACCUCCCAUGUCUCUAAGUCAAACUAAAGAUGCCUUGAAUACUACGCGACUUGAAGUGCAAGAGCAAAGCAGUCUUCACGAGUUGACUACAAAUCAUGUGACAAGUGGCGAUGCUUCCAGAGAAAUCAGUCAACCGGCGCUCGCUUUUAUAUCCCAGAAUGAGUCGUCCAGGCCAGUCAUUUGUGAUCAUCGCACUGACUCAAGCCUCUGCAGCGAUCCUGCCAACGAAAGACGACCUUCGACGCGAGGUACAGGUGAUGAUCGGGCUGACCCAGCGGCCGGCGGUACCAGCGAACUACAAACUACGGCUCCUGAACGCCAUGAGAAAAGUGAUCUCAAUGUCUACUCAAAUUAUAGUUUAAACUUCAACGCACGUUACUCCAAUAGUUCACAUCAUCGCUCACUUCAAGAGGUGAAACCAGAAGCACCUUCGUUACCAUUCAACGAACCUUCAUCGAUCACUGAUCGGCCAAGUGUGACCAGUUCAGCGCAUGUUCCAAUGCAACCUGAAGACCCAUAUGAACCUUCAUCAACCAAAGUUCAUCCAAGUGUACAGCGAGCAAGCUGCACAUUCCCGCAAAGGCAGAAUCGGCUCAAAGCUCAUCAUAAGCAUAUUCGCAUACUACCUCUAGAAAGCGUCCCUCAUGGAGCCGAGCUGAUGUUUCAUUGUGAACCUGUUGGUGAGACGAUAAUGGGAGGGGAUGUGCCCACUUCCCGGUGCUUCGAUGGCCAGUGGAUUCCAAGUGUGCCUCACUGCUACGGCAGGGAAUCGAGCUAUUGGGAUGGUCUCUACAUGAAAUUCUCGGCUGAAGCAUACACUGUUCCCGGUGGCUUAGUGUACGUGGAACCGAACGUAGAAGUAUUGGUGGAGUGUUGGAAUACUAAGCCAGUAGAACUUAACAUCAAAUCAUAUGGCCAACUUCGACGCUCUGGUCAAUAUGUUGCUUGGGCGAAGUUCACAAUUGCACUCAACCAACGGGCACACAUUGUUUGUCGCAAGAAACACUACCCUAAGUCCUAUAGAGAAAUUAUGCUGCUUGGUCACCACCUCUACAAGUGCCCGGAAAUCCCGAAAUUACCCUAUCUGGAAGUGGAAAGGAAAAACAGGGAAGUCUACAAGUUCACUUGCCAAGAAGGGUACCGAAUUCAGGGAAAAUCACAAAUCCACUGCCUCGGGCAGGGCGUGUGGAACGAUCAUUUUCCUACCUGUGUGCCAAUCAAAAAAACGUCUAGCGCUCGUACCACCGAACCUGAGGAGCAAAAUCCAAUUAACGAGCUGAAGCCGACCUCUGUUGGGCAGGCGCAAGAUGGGUGUCGCUUCAGUGACUUUUAUAAUAUUGUUUCUCACGGACUGGUCCUUGAGUCAAAGGGCGAAGUAGCACCAUUGAACAGCACAUUUUGGCCUUUUUGUGACAGCGAUGGAUACACUUUGGUUGGAAAUUACAGCGCAGUAACCUGCCUCCAAAAUGGUUCUUGGCACGUCCCACCGCAAGUAAAAUGUAUCGAAGGAUGUGCCAACUUCGACACCGGGCCCAACGGCCCAAUGGUGGUAGGACGCAGAAGCUCUUACGCACUCGGCGACAGCCUCAUGUUCUUCUGCAGCAAUGGGACUCGGCUGCAGCCCCGAGUUGAGAGAAUCAUCUGUCUUGGCCGAAGCUGGUCAGAGCGUGUGGUGCCAGUAUGUGUCCCCGAGCUGGAGACUACAAAGAAACGACGCCAGAAUAAACGUGUACUGAGUGGUUGAUGCUUCUAUUCAAUUAUAAAUGUAAUUGUGCCAAGUCAGUAAAAAAUUUUGAAUAAAAAAGGAGAAGUUUACACUUGCCGUGUAAAGCCUAAG
Molecule: messenger RNA, 4833 nt
Organism: Rhipicephalus microplus (southern cattle tick)
Lineage: Eukaryota; Metazoa; Arthropoda; Arachnida; Ixodida; Ixodidae
Product: sushi, von Willebrand factor type A, EGF and pentraxin domain-containing protein 1
Source: RefSeq, a predicted model, not a curated record